Euleptes europaea (tarantolino) is the source of this 4341-nucleotide messenger RNA. RefSeq names its product spalt like transcription factor 1 (gene SALL1). Bases 58 to 3981 code for a protein of 1307 amino acids. Gene Ontology annotation, biological process: regulation of transcription by RNA polymerase II. Gene Ontology annotation, molecular function: RNA polymerase II cis-regulatory region sequence-specific DNA binding; DNA-binding transcription factor activity, RNA polymerase II-specific. Lineage: Eukaryota; Metazoa; Chordata; Lepidosauria; Squamata; Sphaerodactylidae. The transcript is spliced from 3 exons. Gene Ontology annotation, cellular component: nucleus. The record is from RefSeq and is a predicted model, not a curated record.
UUGAGCCGCUUUUUUUUCGUAAUUUUUUAUUCUGCCCCAGCUGAUGUGUGAGCCAGCAUGUCGCGAAGGAAGCAAGCGAAGCCGCAGCAUUUCCAGUCCGAGCCCGAGCUGGCCUCGAAAGCCCCGCGCAAUGGAGACGCACACAAGGGUCCAGCAAAUCGAACCACCAAGACGAAGGAUCCCCACGUCUGUGGCAGAUGCUGUGCUGAGUUUUUUGAACUAUCUGAUCUCCUGCAACACAAGAAGAACUGUACUAAAAAUCAAUUGGUUUUAAUUGUGAAUGAAAACCCUGCCUCUCCUUCCGAAACCUUCCCUCCCUGCUCCCCUUCUGAGAAUCCCGACAAACAGAGGAAUGAGGCAGCUAAGAGCAUGGAUCAAGUAGACCUUUCCGAGCAUCACAAACUUGACAAGGAAGAAUCCAUGGACGCCGAAGCAUCCUGCACGACUAAGAGUGCCGGCGGUAGUUCCCAGCACGUCAACGAUAGCCUUGUAAGCAGUAAUGGCUCCACAAUGGGUACCUCAGCUACAACAACCUCUCUACCUCAAACGGGGGACCUGACAACGCUCGGCAACUUCUCGGUGAUUAACAGCAACGUCAUCAUCGAGAACCUCCAGAGCACGAAAGUGGCGGUUGCGCAGUUCUCGCAGGAGGCCCGGUGCAACGGCGCCUCGAGCGGCAAGUUGGCCAUCCCGGCCCUCAUGGAGCAGCUGUUGGCCCUGCAGCAGCAACAGAUCCACCAGCUGCAACUGAUUGAACAGAUCCGCCACCAAAUAUUACUGCUGGCUUCCCAGAACGCGGACCUGCCGAUGUCUUCGAACCUGUCUCCAAGCACCAUACGGACGUCCGCCAACCCCUUGUCCACAUUAAGUUCCCAUUUAUCCCAGCAGCUGGCUGCGGCGGCCGGAUUGGCGCAGAGCUUGGCGAGCCAGUCUGCCAGCAUCAGUGGUGUGAAGCAACUGCCUCCUAUACAGCUACCUCAGAACAACCCUAGCAAUGCUAUGAUUCCAUCCAGUAGCGGCUCGUCUCCAAAUAUCACCCUCUCGGCAGCAGCCAUGACGACACCGUCCUCUGACAAAGUGGCUACAAAUGCUGGUGGCUCUCAGCUUGGCAAUCCACCAGCGCCCGUGUCCUCCUCACCGGCUUUUGCAAUAAGCAGCUUGUUAAGCCCUGUUUCGAACCCUCUUCUACCUCAGCCUGCCCCUAGCAACUCUGUGUUCCCCAAUCCUUUGUCAAAUCUUGGGACCCCUGCAGAUGACUUGAACUCCUUGGCUGCUCUGGCCCAGCAGAGGAAAAGUAAGCCGCCCAACGUGACAGCCUUCGAAGCGAAAAGUACUUCCGACGAAGCGUUCUUUAAGCAUAAAUGCAGGUUCUGUGCGAAAGUGUUUGGGAGCGACAGUGCCUUGCAGAUCCAUUUGCGUUCUCACACUGGGGAGAGGCCAUUCAAGUGCAACAUCUGUGGAAACCGGUUUUCCACCAAGGGGAACUUAAAAGUCCAUUUUCAGCGUCAUAAAGAAAAAUACCCUCACAUUCAAAUGAACCCCUACCCUGUGCCCGAGCAUUUGGACAACAUUCCCACCAGUACAGGAAUUCCAUACGGAAUGUCAAUACCGCCAGAGAAACCUGUAACCAGCUGGCUGGACACCAAGCCAGUCUUGUCAACACUGACCACAUCCGUUGGCUUACCACUUCCCCCCACAAUUCCAAGCUUGACACCCUUCAUCAAAACAGAGGAGCCUCAGCCUAUUCCCAUCACUCAUCCUUCUUCCAGUCCUCCGUGUUCCAUCAAAAGUGACUCUGGCUCAGUUGAUCCUGCUGGGAAAAACUCAAACGGGCAUCUAGUUGAAGGGGAGGUAGGUGCUUUGCUAUCCUCCGAUGGCAAGCCAGAGGAUAACACUCAGACAUCCAGCACCGUCACGAGUCUUAACCAUUCUGUAACCUCUCCAGCCACAGAUUCAGGUUCCCACAGUGUGGUUGCUUUUACCAACCCUCUCAUGCCUCUCAUGUCAGAACAGUUUAAGGCCAAGUUUCCAUUUGGAGGGCUGUUGGACACAACGCCAGCCUCUGAGACUUCUAAGUUGCAGCAACUGGUGGAAAACAUUGACAAAAAGGCAACUGAUCCCAACGAGUGUAUCAUUUGCCACCGAGUUCUCAGUUGCCAGAGUGCUUUAAAGAUGCACUACCGCACACAUACGGGCGAAAGGCCCUUCAAGUGCAAAAUCUGUGGCCGUGCCUUCACAACAAAAGGCAAUUUAAAGACCCACUAUAGCGUUCACCGUGCCAUGCCCCCACUGAGAGUACAACAUUCCUGCCCAAUCUGCCAGAAGAAGUUCACCAAUGCUGUUGUGCUACAGCAGCACAUCAGGAUGCAUAUGGGUGGCCAGAUACCCAACACGCCUGUGACAGAGCAUUAUUCCGAGUCAAUGGAAUCAGACACGGGAUCUUUUGACGAGAACUUUGAUGACCUGGACAACUUCUCCGACAAGAACAUGGAAGACUGUCCUGACAGUAGCGUGCCAGAUACACCUAAAUCAGUCGACGCAUCUCAAGAUAGUUUAUCUUCUUCCCCAUUGCCACCGGAAAUGUCAAGUAUUGCUGCUUUAGAAAAUCAGAUGAAAAUGAUUAAUGCAGGACUUGCAGAACAGCUCCAAGCCAGCUUGAAGUCUGUGGAGAAUGGGUCAGUGGAAGGGGAUAUCAUGACAAAUGAUUCGUCAUCUGUCGGUGGUGAUAUGGAAAGCCAAAGCGCUGGAAGUCCUGCUAUCUCAGAGUCUACCUCUUCCAUGCAGGCCUUGUCCCCAUCCAACAGCACGACUGAUUACCACAAGUCGCCAAGCGUGGAUGAGAAACCACUGAGAGCAUUAUCCAAUGACUUUGUCAAUGGUUGGCCUCCAGCCUUUGUGAAUGGUGGUGCUUUGGACUUGACAUCGGGCAACCCAGAGAAGAUGAUGAUUAAGGAAGAGUCCUUGAGUAUGCUGUUCCCUUUCCGAGACAGAGGGAAACUUAAAAACACAGCGUGCGACAUUUGUGGCAAAACGUUUGCUUGUCAGAGUGCCUUGGACAUUCAUUACAGAAGUCAUACCAAAGAGAGACCAUUUAUUUGCACAGUCUGCAAUCGUGGCUUUUCCACAAAGGGUAAUUUGAAGCAGCAUAUGUUGACACAUCAAAUGCGAGAUCUACCAUCACAGCUCUUUGAACCCAACUCAAACCUUGGCCCUAAUCAGAACUCGUCGACGAUCCCAACUAACUCACUCGCGUCACUUAUCAAGACGGAGGUCAACGGUUUCGGACACGGCUCUCCUCAGGACAGUAAAGAGACUCCGCCCUGUCUCAUUGCUCCGGGGCCUUUGCCGCCUUCAGCGACGUCACCUGUUUUGCUAUCCACGCUGCCCAGACGAACGCCGAAACAGCACUAUUGCCACACUUGUGGGAAGACCUUUUCGUCCUCCAGUGCGUUGCAGAUUCAUGAAAGGACCCACACAGGAGAAAAGCCUUUUGCCUGCACUAUAUGCGGAAGAGCUUUCACAACAAAAGGCAACUUGAAGGUUCACAUGGGCACACAUAUGUGGAACAGCACACCUGCCAGGCGAGGGAGAAGGCUUUCUGUGGACGGUCCCAUGACUUUUCUCGGAAGCAAUCCUAUAAAAUUCCCAGACAUGUUUCCAAAAGAUUUGGCCACAAGGUCAGGGAACGGAGACCCUUCCAGCUUCUGGAAUCAGUACGCGGCCGCUCUCUCCAAUGGUUUGGCAAUGAAGACAAACGAGAUUUCGGUGAUUCAAAAUGGUGGCAUUCCUCCAAUUCCUGGAAGCAUGGGGAAUGGCAGCAGCUCUCCGAUUAGCGGCUUGACGGGAAGCUUGGAGAAACUCCAGAAUUCCGAACCUAACGCACCUCUAGCUGGUCUGGAGAAAAUGGCAAGCAGCGAGAACGGGACUACCUUCCGUUUCACGCGUUUUGUGGAAGACGGCAAAGAGAUUGUAACGAAUUAGGGACACAUGUUACGAACGAUCCUGCAGAUAUUGCAACCUGAGGUUGUGUGUUUUUUCCCUUCUUUUUUUUAAUUUUAGCAAACCAACAAAACGACAACGUUAAAAUGGACGUCCUUUUGUACCUGUUUGACUUCUAGAGUUCUAAAACAAGCUUAUUUAUUAGUGGCAUAACCCUUUUUUUUGCUUUGCAAACUCCUGCAAGCGUUAACUUUGGUCUUCUGUAUUUUGAACUAAAUGCUAAUUGACUUAGAGUCCUGUAAACUUGCUGUAGCAUUUUAUGCCAACACAAGUCUGUACGGCUAGGUGGUCUCAUUCUGGCAUUUAACUUAUUUUCUAUAUCCCGUUUAACAUGAACUCUGG